Molecule: messenger RNA, 930 nt
Organism: Nicotiana tabacum (common tobacco)
Lineage: Eukaryota; Viridiplantae; Streptophyta; Magnoliopsida; Solanales; Solanaceae
Source: RefSeq, a predicted model, not a curated record
AGGAGCAGAAUGAAUUAGUUGAAUCGGCAGCAGAGAUGUUAUAUGGUUUGAUUCAUGUUCGGUACAUUUUGACUACCAAGGGAAUGGCCGCAAUGUUGGAGAAGUACAAAAACUACGACUUUGGAAGAUGCCCGCGAGUUUAUUGCAGUGGACAGCCUUGCCUUCCUGUUGGUCAAUCAGAUAUUCCGCGCUCAAGUACUGUAAAAAUAUACUGUCCCAAGUGUGAGGACAUUUAUUACCCCCGAUCAAAGUACCAAGGCAAUAUUGACGGGGCUUACUUUGGGACAACAUUUCCUCAUCUCUUCUUGAUGACUUAUGGACACCUCAAGCCGCAAAAACCAACACAAAAUUAUACUCCCAGGGUGUUUGGUUUCAAGAUCCACAAGACUUGACAGUGAAGCCGUUGUGAAGAGAUCAUAUUUUCUGCCAGUAAUGAUUCAUACCUGGCUUUUGAUGUACAAUUCGUCAUGGUAGAGGCAGUUGAAGAAGAGGAGCUCUUGAUAAUGAUGAAAAAUUGUUCUUCGUCGAUGGAAGGCAGCUUGGGCCAAUCUGUCAAGUGAAAUUUGUUCCCAAAAUAUCGUCGUAAAUUUACAAGAGCUUUGUAAGCUUAAUUCUUUACCAGUUUGAGAAUGGAUUUAUGUUUCCUCAUCAACCACUUUUCGUGGCUGUCCGUUGAUCCUUUGAUCUAGCUUCUGAACUUACCACUACCAUUUUCCAACAGAGGUACUCAUCAGGAUUCUAGACUAGUGUACGUCGGGGUUUCACCCUUCUUUGUAGGACAAUUUCCAGUUGUAAUGAUGUGAUUGUAUCGAAAUUGUUAUCCAAGCUAAAGUUGUAUGCUGAUACAUAAAUCUUGAGGCAUGCGCCCUUCUUUAUGUUUGCAUUCUCUGUUUUGAAUUAUGUUAUAUUUGAAAUAUAACAAUUCUGGCU